This is a messenger RNA of Linum tenue, 1375 nucleotides long. The record is from the annotation of a GenBank genome assembly. NCBI's taxonomy places the organism in Eukaryota, Viridiplantae, Streptophyta, Magnoliopsida, Malpighiales, Linaceae.
CUCAACAAAAGAAGAACCCAACAACCAAUUCAGGAGUGGUAAAAAAAAUAAACCCAGCAAUAUUUAUCUGACCAGUAAGUAAAUUGUCCCCGUUGUUGUUAUGGGUGCAGAAGGGGAAGUGAAGACGGUUUGUGUAACUGGUGCAUCUGGGUUCAUCGGGUCAUGGCUCACCAUGAGGCUGCUCGAGCAAGGCUAUACGGUUCGAGCCACCGUUCGCGACCCCGGCGAUGAGAGGAAAGUGAAGCAUCUGGUGGAGCUGCCAAACGCAAACACCCACUUGACGUUAUGGAAAUCCGACCUUUCCGUCCCCGGCAGCUUCGACGACGCCAUCCACGGCUGCUCCGGCGUCUUCCACGUCGCCACUCCCAUGGAUUUCGAUUCCCCCGACCCCGAAAAUGAGGUGAUAAAGCCCACGGUGGACGGCGUACUGGACAUCAUGAAGGCCUGCGCCAAGGCCCGGACCGUGAGGAGAAUAGUGUUCACUUCAUCCGCCGGCACCGUGGAUGCGGAAGAGCACCCGAAGCCCAUCUACGACGAGAACAAUUGGAGCGAUUUGGAGUUCAUCCAACGCGUCAAAAUGACCGGAUGGAUGUAUUUCGUGUCCAAGAUUUUGGCAGAGAAAGAGGCGUGGAAAUUUGCUAAGGAGAACGACUUGGAUUUCAUUAGCAUCAUACCAACUUUGGUGGUUGGUCCAUUCAUUAUGCAGUCCAUGCCUCCCAGCCUUAUAACUGCACUCUCCCUAAUUACAGGUAGGGCCUCCAAACCAACAGGAAACAAACCACAUUAUUCGAUAAUAGAGCAAGGCCAUUUCGUGCACCUGGACGACCUCUGCAUGUCUCAUAUCUUUCUGUUCGAGCAUCCGAACGCUGAGGGGCGUUACAUCUGCAAUAGCGACGACAUCAACAUUUACGAGCUUGCCGAAUUACUCGAAGAAAAAUAUCCGAAGUAUGAAAUCCCGUCAAGGUUUGAGGGCAUCGAUCGAGGCGAAUUGAAAAAAGUGAAGUUCUCGUCGGAGAAGCUGAAGAAGUUGGGGUUCGAGUUCAAGUAUGGAUUAGAGGAAAUGUUUCGAGGAGCUGUGGAUACUUGCAGAGAAAAGGGUUUGAUUCCAUUGAGUUCCAAGAAAGGAAAAGACGAGGGGGAGGAGAAGCUUUUGUAGUUGGAAAGAUUUGGUGUCGAGAACGAAGUUGUGAUUCCUUAAUUGAAAGUGGAAUGCCAAAGGAUUUGUUUGCUUGUCUUUUAAAUUUGGUGGACAUCGAGAAAUCGUAGGAUAACAAAUUUUAUUGUGAGAGAAACGAGCAAUUAUUUUGUUUAUAUUUUUGUUGAUUCAAAGUUCCAACUCAGAGUUCUGGUUAAUGUUCUUGUCUCCAUUGUUAAA